AUGGAAAAACUUAGAUCUAAGGGAAUGACUGCCCGUCAAUAUCUAUUGUUAACCUUCAUUAUUACAUUUCUUGUUUUGGUUUCAACCUAUCUAUAUUGCCCUGAUUACAACAUCAAGAAUUCAUUUUUAUCGAAAACCAAUAAACCAUACUUAUCUAUAAAGACAUUAGACUUGAAUGAUACCCAAAUCGACGAUCUCAAACGUUUGGGGUUAACUCCGAAGAAAUCGGUCGAGAUAGUGAAACCAGAUAACAGUAAGCAGACUAUUCAUGGAAGAUUCUUACACAUUACUGAUUUCCAUAUUGAUCAUCAUUACCAGAAAGGUAGUGAUAUUGGCAAAGUUUGUCAUGGUGGUAAAGGAAAAGCUAGUAAAUAUGGGGAUGCCAUUUUGGGUUGUGAUUCACCUCCUAUUCUUGUUGAAGAAACAUUUAAAUGGAUCACUGAAAACCUUAUUGACAAGAUAGAUUUUAUUGUGUACACUGGUGAUUCAGCUAGACAUGAUAAUGAUAGAGAUUAUCCUAGAACUAGACGACACAUUUUCGAUAUGAAUAAAGAAAUAAGUGAUAAAUUUGUCACGUUGACUUCAGAAUCUGAUGGCCAGCCUCUUAUUUACCCAGUGUCCAAUAAUGACAUAAUGCCUCAUAAUCUUAUGGAUAUAGGUCCUUCUUUACAAACUAGAGAAUUAUUCGAAGCUUGGAGACCAUUCAUUCCUCAAGUUCAAAUGCAUACUUAUUUGAUGGGAGCAUACUAUUUCCAAGAAGUGAUUCCUAACCAAUUAGCAGUUUUAUCACUCAACACAAUGUAUUGGUUUGACUCUAACCCUAUGGUUGAUGAUUGUGAUAAUAGGAAAGAUCCAGGAUAUAAACUAUUUGAGUGGUUAGGGUAUGUUUUAAAAGAAAUGAGGGCCCGUAAUAUGAAAGUAUGGCUUUGUGGUCAUGUACCACCCAAUGAAAAGAAUUAUGACACCACUUGUCUUCGUAAAUACAUUGCUUGGACCCACGAAUAUAGAGAUGUCAUAGUAGGAGGUUUAUAUGGUCAUAUGAAUUUAGAUCAUUUUAUCCCGUUGGAUUCAGUACAAGCUUAUAAAUCAAUUAGAAAAGAUUUUAAAGAUGAGUUUGAACAGAAAACUAUAUUUAAUGUGGAUGACGAAGAGGAACAUGCAUUAGAAGAUUCUAACUUAUACAAGGCCUUGGAUGAAAAUUUUAGUGACAAAUUUUUUAGAGUUACUGGUGGGGUCCCGAAUAAUAAAGUGAGAUAUUUGGAAACACUUAGACGAGAAUUGUAUGCACCAUUAAAGGGGAAGAAGAAGUCCGGGAAUCAUUUUGAAAGAUAUUCCAUAGCUCAUGUUACUGCGUCAAUCAUUCCUACUUUCAACCCAGGUAUGCGAGUGUGGGAAUAUAACAUUACUGAUUUGGAGAAUAAGUUAGAGCAAGUUCAAUUUGAACCGUGGGAUAAGUUUUUCGCUGGUGUUGAACGAAUGAUUGAAGUACAAUCCAAUUACGAUGAACAAGACGAAGAUCCCGUGAAUUAUUGGGGAGAAAUAGAUGAUAUAACUAUUGAAAAAAAGAGGAAGAAACACAAGAAAAAGAAUAAGAAAAAGAAGAAAGAUCAUACAUUCCCUAAACCUAUGCCAGAAAAUUUAUCCCUCGGUCCUGCUUAUAUCGAGCAAACAUUUACCCCUGAGAGAUAUGUACAAUACUAUGCCGACUUAGAAAACAUCAAUAAGGGGGACAAAAAAUUUGGUUACGAAAUCGAAUAUAGCACUGAUGAUUCCUUAUAUGGAUUAAAGGCAUUGACAGUUAAAGAAUGGAUAAAGUUUGGUAGAACAUUAGGAGAACCAGUAAAAAAUAUUGAAAAUAAAACCAAAAAGAAGAAAGGGAAGGGGAAGAAAAAGAAUAGUAAAAAAUAUAAAAAAUUACAACAAAUUUGGAACAAUUAUUUGAAACAUGCAUUUAUUAGUUCAGAUUAUGAACGUAAAGGAUACGGUUAA
Messenger RNA from Candida dubliniensis CD36, 1989 nucleotides. RefSeq names its product endopolyphosphatase (gene PHM5). Gene Ontology annotation, biological process: polyphosphate catabolic process. Gene Ontology annotation, cellular component: fungal-type vacuole; membrane. Bases 1 to 1989 code for a protein of 662 amino acids. Gene Ontology annotation, molecular function: endopolyphosphatase activity; exopolyphosphatase activity. The transcript has a single exon. NCBI's taxonomy places the organism in Eukaryota, Fungi, Ascomycota, Pichiomycetes, Serinales, Debaryomycetaceae. The record is from RefSeq and is a predicted model, not a curated record.